GCAUCAGGAACCGCCCGCGCUCUUCUUCUCCUUAGCAGCGUGCGAGCGACAAACUCGAUUGUGCCCUGAUCGACUCACAUUGCCAAUUAAUCCCAAUCAGGCUCUGCCAAAAUGAAGGUUUCCUAUUUGACAAUAGGACUUCUGUCCCUCCUGACGCCCUUGUCGGCGGCAUGGAGCAAGGAAGACCGCGAAAUCUUCCGAAUCCGCGAUGAAAUCUCUGCUCACGAGGCCGAUCCUGGCGCUACCUUUUACGACAUCCUCGAAAUCAAGUCCAGUGCUUCGCUCGACGAUGUCAACAAGGCGUACCGCGCAAAGACCCGUGCCCUUCACCCCGACAAGGUCAAGCAACAACUGCGUGCUGCUCGCGCUAAGGAGGCCGCCGCCAGCGGCAAGAAAGAAGCCAAGCCCUUGUCCAAGGCCGAGGUCAAGGCUGCUGUCAAGGCUGCUGAUGAGCGCUAUGCUCGUUUGACGCUGAUUGUCGGCAUUCUUCGUGGCCCCUCGAGAGACCGAUACAACCACUUUGUUACCAAUGGCUUCCCUCUAUGGAAGGGCACCGAUUACUACUACAACCGCUAUCGUCCUGGUCUGGGUACGGUCAUGUUUGGCCUGUUCCUCGUUGUGGGCGGCGGCGUCCACUACAUCGUCCUCUACAUGGGCUGGAAGCGCCAGAAGGAGUUUAUCGGUCGCUAUGUCAAGUUUGCCCGAGAUACUGCAUGGGGCCCUGGCAUGGCGAUCCCUGGUGUGGACGAGAUUGAGGAGACCACUGUCGAUGCUGAGGAGGACCCUUCCAUGCAGGCCCUGAACCGCAAGCAGCGCCGCCAGAUGGAGAAGGAGAAGAAGAGUGGUGUUACGGCCAAGAAGGCCCGCAGACUCCCGGCUACCAAGACUACUGCUCCUGACGGCACCGAGGUUACCAAGAAGCGGGUUGUUGCUGAGAACGGCAAGGUCCUUGUCGUUGAUGCCGACGGCAAUGUGUUCCUUGAGGAGCAGGAUGAGGAUGGCAUUGUGAACGAGUACCUCUUGGAUCCCGAGCAGCUUCCUCUGCCCAGCUUCAAGGACACUGCUGUGUUCCGCGCCCCUGCGCUGCUCUUCUCGUCGACUGUCGGCCGAUUCGUCCCCAGUGGCAGCAGCAACGAGGCUGCUGCUGACGAUGCCCAGGAUGGCCAUGAUACGCCUAGCUCGGACUCUGUGGGCGGCGACUUUGAGUUCCUGGACAAGAGCACCGACUCGCUCAAGAGCGCCAAGACGUCUGGCUCGCAGCAAGGUGGCAAGACUAAGAAGAGAAAGGGCAGCAAGAAAUAAGACACUAUAUCGGGACGAAAAUUAAAGACGGGCAACGGGGUGGGGGGGAUGUAAGAAGGGCUUGUUUGUGCUCGCCUCUUGUCAACUUAAGCUAUUCCCUAUUUCAUGUUGCGGUAAUGGCGCGCAAUCAGCCGAACCUGCCCAUGCUACUAUUAUUUCAGACUAUCUAGACUCUCUGGCCGGCCAAAAGUUGGAUGCAAUGCUAUUUUUUAGUCUUCUAUUCUUUCCGAUAUCUGCUUUUGCUGUCUACCAACCCACUAACCUUUUACUUGCAUGAAUUCAGUAGCAAUUUUUUUAACUUCUA
This is a messenger RNA of [Torrubiella] hemipterigena, 1606 nucleotides long. The record is from the annotation of a GenBank genome assembly. Lineage: Eukaryota; Fungi; Ascomycota; Sordariomycetes; Hypocreales; Clavicipitaceae.